AGCAAUUUUGAACAGAUUUCGUUGCGUUUCCUGCAAUUUGAAAAUGAAUGCAAUUUUUAGCUGCAAUUUGCGUGAUGGUAUAAAGUCACCUGUCACUUCACGAUUUUUCUCACUUUUGGUUUUGAGACCGAAACUUGACAGCUACCAAAACCAGUCAUGAUGAACAAAUUCGCACUCGGAUCAGUUCUCGCCCUAGUUUUGGCGCUCACCUCCUCUGCACUGGCCGGGGAAGAGUGCAUGAAGAAAAUUGAGGCUGGAAUCAAGCAGUGUGUGGCGGAUAUGAAGUUGCCACCAGCGGACCUUGCGUUUGAUAAAGAUUUUGCUCAGUAUUCAAAUGGAACUAAGUGUCUGCUGAAAUGCGUCGGUGAAUUCAUUGGAGUGUAUAAAGAUGACAAACUUGUCGAUUCAACACUCACUACCAUGACGAAUGACUUUCUGAAAGAACACCCUGAAGAGAAAGAAAUGACCGGAAUUAUUUUGAAGGAUUGCAAAAAUAUUUCCGAAGCAUGCCCAUGUGCGACUGCAGCUAAAAUGUUCACCUGUGCCAGAGACAUUGCCUCCCGGUUCACGAAGGGAAAAAUGCAGAAGAAGAACUAACCGGAAACUCAACACGUUUUGCACAGCAGUAGAAAUUCCUUUGAAGAUAAGUAGCCCGAAAAUCGGUCCUCCACUCUUUUAUAAAUUCGGUUUUGCGCUCGAUCGAGUGUAAAAUCCCACAUUGCUGCUGUAAGUCCUGCUCACUCGGCAAAUAAAACUUUUUCCUUCAAAGCAAACAAA
Messenger RNA from Cloeon dipterum, 777 nucleotides. RefSeq lists its product as uncharacterized. The record is from RefSeq and is a predicted model, not a curated record. The transcript is spliced from 7 exons. Bases 157 to 597 code for a protein of 146 amino acids. NCBI's taxonomy places the organism in Eukaryota, Metazoa, Arthropoda, Insecta, Ephemeroptera, Baetidae. Gene Ontology annotation, molecular function: odorant binding.